This is a messenger RNA of Schistosoma rodhaini, 942 nucleotides long. The record is from the annotation of a GenBank genome assembly. NCBI's taxonomy places the organism in Eukaryota, Metazoa, Platyhelminthes, Trematoda, Strigeidida, Schistosomatidae.
AUGGAACGCCUCCUACGACUUGGUGCUGAUGGACUAGCCGCCUUAGGGCAGUCAAAUGCUCAGCCAACAGAUGGUCCUGUACCAGAUACUGCUGAACAGGUGUAUAUUAGUAGUCUUGCACUACUAAAAAUGCUAAAACAUGGACGAGCUGGAGUCCCAAUGGAGGUUAUGGGAUUAAUGUUAGGCGAAUUUGUUGAUGACUAUACUGUGACGGUUGUGGAUGUGUUUGCUAUGCCCCAGUCCGGCACAGGUGUGAGCGUCGAAGCAGUAGAUCCUGUAUUUCAGGCUAAAAUGUUGGAUAUGCUUAGACAAACUGGACGUCCAGAAAUGGUUGUCGGAUGGUAUCACUCACAUCCUGGAUUCGGUUGCUGGUUAUCUGGUGUAGAUAUGAAUACACAACAAAGUUUUGAAGCUCUAUCGGAUCGUGCGGUAGCUGUAGUUGUUGAUCCAAUACAGAGUGUGAAAGGCAAAGUUGUCAUCGAUGCUUUUCGUCUGAUCAACCCAAAUCUUGUAAUUGCUAAUCAAGAACCCAGACAGACAACAUCUAAUGUUGGUCAUCUUAGCAAACCAACAAUCCAAGCGCUUAUUCACGGUCUUAACAGACAUUAUUACUCUUUACCUAUUAAUUACCGUAAGAAUAAGUGGGAAAUUAAGAUGUUGAUGAAUCUGAACAAGCGUACGUGGCGAGAUGGACUAACCUUGGAAGAUUAUAAUACUCACUGUUCAGCUAAUCACAAAACUCUUCAAACUAUGCUUGAUCUAGUCAAGUCAUACCAUAAAUCUCUUGAAGAUGAAGAAAAGAUGACUCCAGAACAAUUAGCCAUCAAAAAUGUUGGAAAAAUGGAUCCAAAACGACAUCUUGGAGAGCACGUAGAUGAGUUAAUGACAUCCAAUAUCACUCAAUCCUUAGGAGCAAUGUUGCAUUCAGUUGUUUUUACGUAA